This is a messenger RNA of Oncorhynchus gorbuscha (pink salmon), 4375 nucleotides long. RefSeq names its product signal peptide peptidase-like 3. Gene Ontology annotation, molecular function: aspartic endopeptidase activity, intramembrane cleaving. Gene Ontology annotation, cellular component: cytoplasmic side of endoplasmic reticulum membrane; Golgi-associated vesicle membrane; lumenal side of endoplasmic reticulum membrane. The transcript is spliced from 11 exons. The coding region runs from base 482 to 1648 and encodes 388 amino acids. The record is from RefSeq and is a predicted model, not a curated record. Lineage: Eukaryota; Metazoa; Chordata; Actinopteri; Salmoniformes; Salmonidae. Gene Ontology annotation, biological process: membrane protein proteolysis.
AAAUCUUUCGAGCAAGGGCGAUAUUGCGCGUGCACGCGACUGGCUUGCCAUAGAAAACAAAGCUGUCUGCGCGGCAUCCAUUACCGCGGAGGGUGCAGACUUCGGGAAUAUAUGAAUAUAGACGCUAGAAAACACUCCUAAAUAUGGAUUUUCAGCGAGUAUAGGAUCAUUUGAGACUCGGGCCUGUAAGGGCAGUGAGACUGCAGGACACUCGCGAAACUGACGAAAUAUACAGUUUUUAUCGGGGUGCUUUGUCUUGGCCAGCUAGCAAACCAUCAUUGUCAUUCGAUUGGAAGCUAUUCUACUAGUUUUUGCUAGAUGGGGGCUGGGGUGCAUCGCCAUGUUGUUAUCAAAUAGUAACUGUUAAAAAAUACAUCUUGAAGUAAAGGCGGAAAUUUUUCCACCAGGUCCUUCGUUUUGGCCACAGGGAACCGAAUCUCAACAGUCGCGGAACCCACCACUGACUGUUGUCGUCGGUGACAUGGCGGAGCAAGGCUACUCUUCUUGGGCGUACUCACUCGUCGACUCCAGCCAGGUGUCCACUUUCCUCAUCUCCAUCCUCCUCAUUGUCUAUGGCAGCUUCAGAUCGUUGAACAUGGACUGUGAGAACCAGGAGAAGGAUAAGGAUGGUAACCCUGUCCCGAAUGGGGCCUUCAACAAUGGCAACACAAACAACAGUGAGUCUCACAUAUUUGGUAUUCAAACCAUAGACUCCACGCAGGCUCUGUUCCUGCCCAUAGGAGCCUCCGUGUCUCUGCUAGUCAUGUUCUUUUUCUUCGACUCUGUCCAGGUGGUUUUCACCAUUUGCACCGCAGUUCUUGCGACAAUUGCGUUUGCAUUCCUCCUGUUGCCAAUGUGCCAGUACUUGACCAGACCCUGCUCCCCACAAAACAAGAUAUCGUUUGGCUGCUGUGGGCGCUUCACUCUGGCCGAGCUCCUCGCCUUCUCCCUCUCUGUCAUGCUGGUGCUGAUUUGGGUGCUGACGGGACACUGGCUGCUCAUGGAUGCUCUAGCCAUGGGGUUGUGUGUGGCCAUGAUAGCGUUUGUGCGGCUGCCCAGUCUGAAGGUGUCUUGCCUGCUGCUGUCAGGGCUGCUCAUCUAUGACGUGUUCUGGGUGUUCUUCUCAGCCUACAUCUUCAACAGCAACGUGAUGGUGAAGGUGGCCACCCAACCGGCUGACAACCCCUUAGACGUGCUCUCCAGGAAGCUCCACCUGGGCCCUGGGAUGGGCCGUGACGUCCCACGCUUGUCCCUGCCUGGCAAGCUGGUUUUCCCCAGUUCCACAGGCAGUCACUUCUCCAUGCUGGGGAUCGGGGACAUAGUCAUGCCGGGGCUACUGCUGUGCUUUGUGCUGCGCUACGACAACUACAAGAAGCAGGCCAACGGUGAGGCGGGGGGGCCAGGCACACCCGGGCGCAUGGGGCGCGUCUCCUACUUCCACUGCACUCUCAUCGGAUACUUUGUGGGCCUGCUGACUGCCACUGUGGCCUCCAGGAUCCACCGUGCGGCUCAGCCUGCCCUGCUCUACCUGGUGCCCUUCACCCUGCUGCCUCUACUCACCAUGGCCUACCUGAAGGGAGACCUGCGGCGUAUGUGGUCAGAGCCUUUCCACACGAAGGCCAGCAGCUCCCGCUUCCUGGAGGUAUGAUGCACCCUGGGAACACACAGCCAGCGUGGGCAGGACCAGGGACACCUACCCCCUGCCCUGAGAGAAAGGGAGUGAGAGGGAGAGCGCACACUGAAGAGAGGCCUCGUCCUCAUCACUAGUUCAUUCUUUCCACCCAUCCUCUGAGCAGCAGACCUCACAUAUGGACACCAGUGUGUGGACCUCAUUCCCAAACACAACUCCUCAUUGCUUCCUGUUUUCCCUCUCUUUCCUACUUUUCCUUCCCUCACCCACCUCCCUUGCCAUGGCUCAUUUCAUUUUGUCAGGCCUCUCCCUCUCUCCUUUUGCUCUUGGUCUUUCUGUUUUACUAUACCACCCCUCUCAUCUGUGUAUCUCCCCGACUCUGCUGGACUCCAAGGCUUGGCGUCCCCCUAUAUGGACUACUGGGUGUGGGAUGUGACUGAGGCUUUUUUUAGCAUCUUCAUUACAAUUAUUGUUAUUAUUCUGGAAGGAACUGUGGAGGAUAGGAGAGUAGGCAGAACUGCUGCUUCCACUAGGCAGGAAAAUGACAUCCGCGCACAGGACCAGCAGCCUAUCGGAGAGCGAGAAGGAACAGCAACGGUUCAUCAGUCGCUCCCUCCAUCCGUUUCUCUGCCCUCCAUCUACCCCCUCUGUCCCCUGAACACCUCCUCUUUAUCCUCAACAUCCUCCCCCUCUCUAACAAACUCUCACCUUCUGUCAUUCGCUGCCCCAUCACAGAUACAGGUAUUUUAUUUAGAAAAGAUUUUAUUCUUGGCAUAUACAGAAAUGAUGCAUUAUAAAUUGUGAAUGUGUCCCUACUAUUGCGGGGGGAAGCAUCUCUCUUUGUAUAUAUAUGUGUACACAAGUAUUUGGGUAUCAUGGUGUGUGUGUGUGUGUGUGUGUGUGUGUGUGUGUGUGUGUGUGUGUGUGUGUGUGUGUGUGUGUGUGUGUGUGUGUGUGUGUGUGUGUGUGUGUGUGUGUGUGUGUGUGUGUGUGUGUGUGUGUGUGUGUGUGUGUGUGUGUGUGUGAGCUCAUAGUAUGCGAGACUGUGUUAUUUCUUUAUUAUGAACAAUUUAAUUAUGUUUUGGAUCCAGGACAGGUAUAAAAGACCUUGACAAUGAGAACUUGUGGAGUGACAUUUGGGGGUUGAUGGGACAUGCGCAGGUUUUUUUAAGCAGGUCUGACUUGGACCACAGCUCGGUUCUGUAAGGCUAGGAGUGGUUUACUUGUGAACAAAUUUUCUCCAACAAGUGACCGAAUGGACAUUGGGAAAAACCAAGUUAACCCUCCACUUGCCGUUGGCUGUACCUGGAGGUGUGUGUCUGUUUGUUUCUGUGUGUGUGUGUGCCUGGUCGUUUAGAAUAACCUCUAUAAAGUCUGUAAUGGACCUUGAGGGAGGAAAUCUCUGCCCUUCUGAGGGAUUUAUCUUAAUAAAGGAUUGUAAUCAAUGGACCCUGAGGUUAAAGCUAACCCAUAGCUAGGUUUUUACUGUCAAAGGUUGGGUAUCCCAACGGUUUUUGGAUUGUCAUUCCUCUCACAGUUUUGUGGUGUUUAUCAGUUAGAUCAGGCCCCCCAAACCCCACAGGUGCAUGUUUUGAUUUUUUCCCCCUAGCACAACACAGCUGAUUUUAAAUCAUCAAAGCUUGAUGAUGAGUUGGUUAUUAGAAUCAGCUCUGUAGUGCUAGGGCAAAAAACAAAAUGUGCACCCAGAGGGGCCCCAGGACGAACUUUGGGAAACCCUGAGUUAGAUCAUAGCUUAAACAAUACUGGAAUUAAAGUGUGUGUGAAAGUGUUUGUGAAAGCGAGACAGCGGACGAAGAGAGAGACUUGAAUGGAAAAUGCAGUUUACUGGCUUCCUGUCUUGAGUUUUAUUUUUUACCUGUUUUUUUAUGUUUGUUCUCUGGCCUUGCAUGUUAAGUGUACAGUGUGUGUCAUUCCUCAGACUGCAACAACAGACUGCUGGCCCCAACCAAUGCACUAAGCUUUGCCAGCAAGGCUGCAGAGAGGAAAGUUACAUGGACAAAGGCCAGGGAGUCGGGAGGACUGAACAGUUCUGACUGAACAGUUCUGACUGAACAGUUCUGACUGAACAGUUCUGACUGAACAGUUCUGACUGAACAGUUCUGACUGAACAGUUCUGACUGAACAGUUCUGACUGAACAGUUCUGACUGAACAGGCCACCUGGCUGAUUUUUAAAAAAAAACUUUUUUUUUUUUUUUUUUUUUUUACACUCGUUUAGCCCCGAUUUCACUCUAGCUGAUCAUUACCUGGACAUUGUCUGGCUAUGGGACAGACCACUGUCGGACAGCCUGAACAUAAAUGGACAUGUAACCACAACCCCAUUCCUGUCCCCUCUGCCUCUUUAUGGACUUGGCAAAGAAAACUGAUGAUGAUCAUAGUGAUGAAUAAUUGAAGAAAAAAAAUACAGAUGUUUUCAUUUUUUAUGGAAGUUGGCUUUCUAUUUAUCCCCUUGUUUGAGUUGUUUUUCUUAGUGCUGUAGCUUUAGGUUUUCCAUCUUAUACUUUUCUUUCCUCCCUUGCAGCAGAGGGCUUUAUAGCUGAAAUGGAUUCUAUCAUUUUUUUAAAAAGUUGAAUAAAUUUAAGAGCUGUUUAGUGAAACAUGAAUCCUAAUGAGCUGAAUCUAAAACAUUUUGUCUCCUUUAACCCCCUCUCUGCUCCCUGUCCCCCCCCCCCUUUCCCUCCAUUCAGUCAGGAUUCUGCUGUAAAUAAAACAUAAUUCUAACUAUA